AUGGCAGCGGCACGACCGCGCGGUCCAAUUGUCUCGUUGACAAAGGCAUCUUUACCAUCGGGCCAGACCCAGCUCCCUGGCCGAACCAUUCUCCUAGAGAAGCUGGAAUCAAACCACGCCAAAGACCUCUUCAAUCUCGUGGGUGGUGGUGAUCCUGCUCGCACGUGUCUAUGGGACUACAUGGGCGAUGGACCAUACCCCCAGCUAGAUUCAUUCGAGAAAGCCAUCGCUUCCAAGUCGGCUUCCCCGGAUCCCUUCUACUUCGCGAUCGUCGACAGGCGCAGUGCUAUGCCCACCUUCGGCAAGGCCAUUGGAUACCUGUCCCUCAUGCGCAUUGCCCCGAGCAAUUGUGCAUUGAGAUCGGCAAUGUGA
Penicillium maclennaniae is the source of this 372-nucleotide messenger RNA. Its product is annotated as acetyltransferase GNAT family. The transcript has a single exon. Gene Ontology annotation, molecular function: protein N-terminal-serine acetyltransferase activity; protein-N-terminal-alanine acetyltransferase activity. Bases 1 to 372 code for a protein of 123 amino acids. Lineage: Eukaryota; Fungi; Ascomycota; Eurotiomycetes; Eurotiales; Aspergillaceae. The record is from RefSeq and is a predicted model, not a curated record.